UCGGCGGGGAAGAUGGAGUUCUGUCCAACGUGUGGGAACUUGCUGCGUUACGGUAAUUCAAAGUUCUUCUGCUCGACAUGUCCUUACAUUGCCCGCAUCGAGAGACAGGUGGAGAUAAAGAAGAAGCAAUUGCUGGUUAAGAAAUCCAUUGACCCGGUUGUGAUGAAAGAUGAUAUACCACAAGGACCUGAAACUGAAGCGCCAUGCCCAAGAUGCGGGCACGACAAGGCAUACUUCAAAACAAUGCAGAUUCGAUCAGCGGAUGAGCCAGAAUCGAGAUUUUAUAGAUGCGUCAAGUGCGAGCAAACUUGGCGCGAGGAAUGAUCUAAGAGGCUUUGAAUGAUCUAUUCUAAGCAUUUAUGUUGGCUUUUUUUUUUUGUUUUUUGGUUCUAUAGCAUUGUCAGCAGAUUUGUUUGGGACUUUUCUGAGCUCAAUUUUGAUUCCAACGUUUAUUAAUCAACUACAUUAAGGAAAAUAUUUAUAUCAUCAGCUGAUAUUUCUC
Messenger RNA from Eruca vesicaria subsp. sativa (arugula), 502 nucleotides. The record is from the annotation of a GenBank genome assembly. NCBI's taxonomy places the organism in Eukaryota, Viridiplantae, Streptophyta, Magnoliopsida, Brassicales, Brassicaceae.